AUGUAUUGUUUUUAGACGAAAACUAGAUUUCCCUAACCCUUUCUCUGGAUGCUAUGAGUCACUUCUACAAGGCGACUUCCAUCGUCAUCCAAACCUCGACGUUCUCGUUUUUGAAGUGUUCGAUCUUUUAAACUGUAUAUAUUCAGAUUUUCGUAUACGCUUUAUCUAUGCAGAGAAGAACAUUCUCGUUUUAUCCUGAGAAAUAAGGUACCAUGGAAGCAAAACAGGAAGUGGAGCAAUCGCAGCCCAUAGUAGAGCAGGAGUCUGGUGGAAAAGAGGCUUUAUGCCAAAAGACAUGGUCCUUCCGUCACCCGUGGGCUUCACUAGCGAUAACUGUCGGUUUAUUGGUUCUCUCAUGGUAUGCAUCUUCUUUGCUUUUGUCUAUGAUGAAUAAAUGGGUAUUCUCCAAGGAUAAAUUAGAUUUUCAAUUUCCGUUGAUCCUGAGUAGCAUUCACAUGCUCAUCCAGUUUUCAUUGUCUAAAUUGACGCUGUUGGCACUUCCACAGUAUCAACCCAAACAACAAACUAAAACUAGCUGGAAAGAAUACUUUUUUCGAGCUGGCGUUUGUGCCCUUGUUACAAGUAUGGACAUUGGACUAGGCAACAUCUCGUUAGAAACAAUUACAUUGUCCUUCUAUACUAUGUGCCGUUCUUCCAUUCUAGUGUUUGUAUUUGUCUUUUCGGUCCUAUUUCGCAUUGAGCGGUUUGACUGGAUCCUUUUAUGCAUUACAUUUAUCAUCACUGGCGGUGUUAUCCUCAUGGUAGCAACCGAAACGGAAUUUGUUUUCUCAGGCUUUCUUUUUGUGAUGGCUUCAUCAAUUAUGUCCGGCCUUCGAUGGGCGUUAACGCAGAAGCUUUUACUUGACCAUCCAAUGACUUCCAAUCCGUUUACGUCUCUCAGUGCUCUCACCCCACUUAACUUUUGUAUUUUAUUUAUAGCAGGCUUAAUUUUAGAAGGCCCAAAAGAGUUUAUAACUUCUGGCAUUUGGAAGCAGCAGGGUCCCUUUAUGUCUAUCGUUUUAAUUGUUCCCGGCACACUUGCGUUUUUGAUGAUCGCUUCAGAGUUUGGUCUCAUCAAAAAAACCAGUGUUGUUACUCUUAGUGUCUGUGGCAUACUAAAGGAAAUUAUCACCAUCGUUGUGUCCACACUCUUUUAUCAUGAUAUUUUAUUGCCCAUUAAUGUCAUUGGAUUAGUUAUUACGCUGAUUGGUAUUGCAGUCUAUAACUACUAUCGAAUCGCUUUUACAAAGAGUCCUGUUCCGGAGCAGGAAAGCGAAUAUAUAGCUCUUCACGAGCGUGUAUAAUGUGUAGAAUACUAUGAGUUUAUUUAUGUUGUACGUUUUGAGGUCUCUUUCGUUUUUUAUUGCUUUUAUACUAUUAAUUCUUCUCCGCCCUUAAUGUUCCACAUUUUUUAGGUUUUUCAAUUUUUUGCGUGGAUGCUAAUUAUUUCUUAUUAAUACAAUAAAUGUUUUAUUUAGCU
Messenger RNA from Schizosaccharomyces octosporus yFS286, 1480 nucleotides. RefSeq names its product membrane transporter. Gene Ontology annotation, biological process: UDP-glucose transmembrane transport. Gene Ontology annotation, molecular function: antiporter activity. NCBI's taxonomy places the organism in Eukaryota, Fungi, Ascomycota, Schizosaccharomycetes, Schizosaccharomycetales, Schizosaccharomycetaceae. The record is from RefSeq and is a predicted model, not a curated record. Gene Ontology annotation, cellular component: endoplasmic reticulum-Golgi intermediate compartment; cis-Golgi network; Golgi apparatus. The coding region runs from base 213 to 1304 and encodes 363 amino acids. The transcript has 2 exons.